Messenger RNA from Camellia sinensis, 728 nucleotides. Lineage: Eukaryota; Viridiplantae; Streptophyta; Magnoliopsida; Ericales; Theaceae. The record is from RefSeq and is a predicted model, not a curated record.
AUGUGUUGGUUAUUGUUGAUGUUGUGCAGAAAGCAAAUUAGAGCUGUAAGCUUUUAUGAGGAUAUUAUAGCAACAGGUGGGGCUGAUACACGUGUUGUACUCUUUGAUCGGCCAUCGGGAGAGAUUUUAUCUGUACUUAAUGGUCAUUCAAAGAAGGUUACAAGUGUUAAAUUUGUAGCUGAGGGUGACUUGGUUGUUACUGGUUCAUAUGAUAAGUUGCUAAAGCAGUUGUUGUGGGUUGAUUUAGGUAUAUGUGGGCUGAAUGACAUACGCAAGAAUCCUACAUUCAGGAAAAAAAUUGGUAGUUAUUUUAUAGGUGCAAGCUUGGAUUUGAGGAACAUAUAUCUCCAUGGUUUUGUUGCCGAAGCGUUGCUGCUGUUAGAAUGUUGCUGCUGCGGGAGUGUUGCUACUGUAAGAAACUUGUAAAAAAUUAGAGUUGAAAUGUCAAAGAAGGCACUUUGUUGAAUUGGGAGCUGAAAUGUCAAAGAAUGUGCAUUGGGAGUUCAGUGUGUUUUGCUUCUAGUUGAAUUAAGCUUUACUAUGAACAUCUAAAUACUUUAAUAAUUUUGUGCAAUUCAUUUAUGAUGUUUAGAAUUACACAGAUAAAUACUUUGACAUACAAGUUAUCCAUAUGUGGGUUUUGGUUGGUAGAGAGUUUUUUUGACAUUAUUUUGUUGGUUCUGUCAUUAGGAUCUUUGCUAUGCAUUUUGGUUUGUGACAAUUUUUUU